AUGCUCGCCAAAGCUCAACACGUUACUCUCGCCGUACUUGCCGCCGCGCCUACGGCGCUGGCUUGCCUGGGGUACGAGGGCGGCGUUCCCAAGCCGACUGAAAACGUGCCCCUCUCCGCACCCAUCUACGUGAAGGCCGGCGAGGUCUACGACGGUGGCUGGCGCAAAUUUGACCGGAACCCCAGCACCUGCAAGGAGCAGGGAGAGGGAGGUGAAAGCGACACGGCCUUUGUUGUCGAGCGCGGCGGCACCCUGCGCAACGUCAUCAUCGGAAAGACCGCCGGAGAGGGUGUUUACUGCAAAGGAGGCGGUUGCAACCUCGAGUUCCUGUGGUUUGAGGAUGUCUGCGAGGAUGCCAUCUCCAUCAAAGAUGACAGGGCGGGAGAUGUGACCAACAUUAUUGGUGGUGGUGCCUACCAUGCCUCGGACAAGAUCAUCCAGCAUAACGGUUGCGGCCGUGUGAAUGUCUGUGCCCCUUGCGCCUCGAGUAGCUGCAACUUGUUCGAGUUUAACAUCAUUACCAGAUCAUCAACUUCUAUGCCGAAGACUACGGAAAAGUUUACCGUUCGUGCGGAACUCCCCCAGUGCCAGAAAUGCGCCCGCGAGGUCUACAUCGAGGGAGUCACGGCCCGCAAUGGGGGCGAGGUCGCUGGUAUCACCAAGUCCAACGGCGACAAGGCCACCCUCGUUAACGUUUGCACUGACGCUAAGACGCCAUGCCAGAACUAUAGUGGCCCUGGUACGAAGGAUGGCGCUUGUUAA
This is a messenger RNA of Chaetomium globosum CBS 148.51, 762 nucleotides long. RefSeq lists its product as uncharacterized. NCBI's taxonomy places the organism in Eukaryota, Fungi, Ascomycota, Sordariomycetes, Sordariales, Chaetomiaceae. Gene Ontology annotation, biological process: pectin catabolic process. The record is from RefSeq and is a predicted model, not a curated record. The coding region runs from base 1 to 762 and encodes 253 amino acids. Gene Ontology annotation, cellular component: extracellular region. Gene Ontology annotation, molecular function: pectate lyase activity. The transcript has 3 exons.